AUGUCAACAGUCGACAAGAUCAAAGAAAUCGAAGCCGAAAUGGCUAGGACGCAGAAGAACAAAGCAACAGCGCGUCAUUUGGGCUUGCUAAAGGCUAAACUGGCGAAAUUGAGAAGAGAAUUGCUGACUCCUUCAGGGGGUGGAGGUGGGGGUGGCGAGGGAUUUGAUGUAGCAAAGACGGGUGUUGCAAGAAUAGGCUUUGUAGGUUUUCCGUCAGUCGGAAAAUCGACCCUGAUGUCAAAGUUAACAGGCACAUAUUCUGCCGUCGCCGCUUAUGAAUUUACAACAUUGACUACGGUUCCUGGAGUGCUUCAAUAUAAAGGGGCGAAAAUUCAGAUCUUGGAUUUACCUGGGAUUAUAGAGGGUGCACAGGACGGCAAAGGUCGUGGCCGACAAGUGAUUGCAGUGGCCCGCACAUGUUCCCUGAUAUUUCUUUGUCUGGAUGUAUUAAAGCCUCUCACAGACAAACGCCUCAUCGAACGCGAGUUAGAAGGCUUUGGUAUCCUUCUCAACAAAUCUCCUCCAAACAUCUCGUUCAAGAAAAAAGAUAAAGGGGGAAUCAAUAUGACGAAUACUGUCCCGCUGACGAAUUUGGAUUUGGAUCAAGUGAAGGCUGUCCUGGGAGAGUAUAGGAUUCAUAAUGCGGACAUCAAUUUUAGAUGUAAUGCUACAGUGGAUGACCUCAUCGAUGUUAUCGAAACGAGAAUUUAUAUUCCGGCUAUUUAUGUACUUAAUAAGAUUGAUCAAAUUAGCAUCGAAGAAUUGGAUUUAAUUUACAAGAUUCCGCACGCAGUCCCCAUUUCGGCUCAUCAUGAAUGGAACUUUGAUGAAUUAUUGGAUAGAAUGUGGGAAUAUCUCAAUCUAACUAGAAUUUACACAAAGCCAAAGGGCCAAUUACCGGAUUACAGCGCACCUGUUAUACUUCGGCAGAAUAAUCGAAGCGUUGAAGAUUUCUGUAACAGUAUUCAUAAGACCAUUGUCAAGGAAUUCAAGUAUGCUCUCGUUUGGGGAAGUUCAGCAAAACAUCAACCUCAAAAAGUGGGCUUGACGCAUGUGUUAAAUGAUGAGGAUGUUGUACAGAUUAUAAAAUAA
This is a messenger RNA of Paraglomus brasilianum, 1092 nucleotides long. The record is from the annotation of a GenBank genome assembly. NCBI's taxonomy places the organism in Eukaryota, Fungi, Glomeromycota, Glomeromycetes, Paraglomerales, Paraglomeraceae.